CGCUUUUCUUGUCAUCCUUGCCUGAGCACCUUCACCGCCGUUGCUCGUGCCCUCAGGGCCUACUCUUCACAUUGAGGCUUCCGAGUUCCACUCUUCCGGCCUUCGUUGAUGUUGAUGAUCCCGCUCACGGGCCCUCUAUUCCGGAAUCUUCCUGGUCUGCUCUAAUUCGUGGCUCCAGACUACUCGUCCAAGAUGGUGGCUUGGAGAGAUCCCAAGACCGUUGCAGAUCAAUCAUACACCUUGAUCAAAUUCAUACACACGUUGGAUGGGAUUUUUCUCUGGGAAUUUUUCUCCACCAUUGGCUACGAAUGGGAUAUUGUUACGCGGAGGCGGCCUUGGAGAUGGAAGAUGGCCCUCUACAUCAGCUGUAGAUUAGCCACUCUGACUGCCGUUAUUUGUGACCUCAUCGGGUUCAAUGUGAUGCAGGCAUUUAACUGUAGGGCAUGGCUACUUUCACUUAUGUUUUUCUCGAGCGCGGGAUUAGCACUCGCUUCGUUCUUGGUAAUUAUGCGCUCAAUAGCUCUCUGGGAGCGUCGAGCCGUCGUCGUCGGGACCUUGUUCGUGGUAUGGCUCAUCAAUGUCGCCUUUUUGAUUUACGGUAUGACAAAGUGGAUGCGCAUUGGAACCAGUCGGAGAAAGUAUGUGCGAUCACAGGAUCUGAAAAAAAUCGAGACAGUGUUAUCGUGACGUUAUGCGCCGACGUAGUCUUUUUGUUGGCUAUGCUAGGUGGCGUCGUGCGACAAAUAAAGGACGGGCCAAUUUGGAGGAUAACAUAUUAUCAAGGAGUUAUAUGGAUUG
This is a messenger RNA of Heterobasidion irregulare TC 32-1, 798 nucleotides long. RefSeq lists its product as uncharacterized. Bases 193 to 687 code for a protein of 164 amino acids. The transcript is spliced from 11 exons. The record is from RefSeq and is a predicted model, not a curated record. NCBI's taxonomy places the organism in Eukaryota, Fungi, Basidiomycota, Agaricomycetes, Russulales, Bondarzewiaceae.